This is a messenger RNA of Trichoplax adhaerens, 1203 nucleotides long. RefSeq lists its product as uncharacterized. NCBI's taxonomy places the organism in Eukaryota, Metazoa, Placozoa, Uniplacotomia, Trichoplacea, Trichoplacidae. Gene Ontology annotation, molecular function: peptide binding; G protein-coupled receptor activity. The transcript has a single exon. Gene Ontology annotation, cellular component: membrane. The coding region runs from base 1 to 1203 and encodes 400 amino acids. The record is from RefSeq and is a predicted model, not a curated record. Gene Ontology annotation, biological process: G protein-coupled receptor signaling pathway.
AUGAAUUCUAGUUUUAAUAAUACCAUCAAUAGCACGAUUGCAACUACCGCAGGUGGGGUUGUUGCAACUAUCAGCCCUGGUGAACAAGCGAUGCGAACAGCUUUCAUCGUUAUUACUGUUGUAUAUAUCUUGGUUAUGAUUGUAGCUAUACCUGGUAAUUUUUUGAUUUUAUGGAUUACAUUGGCAAACAAAAAAAUGCGAACACCGACCAAUUUAUUGGUAUGCAACUUGGCUCUUGCCGGAUUGCUGUUAGCAUGUAUACGAAUGCCGAUUAAAACUUACGAACUAAUCUAUCCUACUCAGACGCUAUUCUUUUACCCGUUUAGCACCUCCGUAUGUAAAAUGGCUCAAAUUGUACCGGCAUCAUGUAUCACGUCCAUAUCUAUUACGUUAACGACUAUUUGCAUCGAUCGCUUUAUUUCAGUUAUAUAUCCAACAAAGCGCCAUCUACGAAUGACAUUAGUAAAAGUUUAUAUAUUUCUUCCGGCAUCUUGGUUAUUAUCAUUCUUGUUUUGGACACCUUAUGGAGUUUUUGUUGACAUCCUCCAUUUAAACGGCGGUUUUAAACGUUGUGUCCCAACUUGGCCGCAAAAUCCUCAAUUGGACAUUAAUAUUACUGAUUCUCAUAACCAAUCCGUAUAUUAUUUACAAUUCUCAAAAAUGAUAAUAUGGUUACUUUUUAUCAUCUUUGUCUUUCUAUUACCGGCUAUCAUUAUGACAACCUUGUACGCAAUUAUUGUUAGAAAAUUAUGGCAAACAGGACCGGGCGAUAAGCAUACGGUACCACCAGUUGGUACAAGACCAACGACCGGUGGACGACGUGAUACACUUACUAAAGAGAAUCAUGGGUUAAAAGCUAAAAGACGAGUAGUUAAAAUCUUUAUUACUUGCCUUGUCUUAUUUAUCGUUACCAAUUUACCCUAUUACUUGAUCUUUGUCUUAGUGGAUUUUCAAUUAAUUGUGAUCCGAGAUUUCUACUUGAUCUACACUGUGAUCAACGUUUUGAUUAUUUUAAACUAUACUUGCAUCGCAUAUAACGCAAUUAUUUACGGCUACUUUAAUAAAACAUUUAAAAAUAAUGCACCAAAAUGGAUACGCCGUAUUGCUCGAAGAUGCAAUUCAUCUCGCGUGGAACCAUCAUCGUACUCCCUUAAUCCUGGUAGCGUGGCGCCGCAAACGCGUGCUGACGAAGUAUCAACGUAG